AGUUGAGUAAUCCGGGUCUGCCAAUUGCAGCUGCCUAGCAACCGUACCUAGGUUAUCCCAAUAGCGCUAAAGGUAAACAAAGCCCAACAUCACUCGUUAGAAGUACAUAUACACCUGCUAUACCUACCGUGUGAUCCCAGUUUGAUCCACCGCCUCAUCGGCUAUCAAUGUGAAACAUUAUACGACAUGCUCUCGACACACCACAACCAAGAGAACCGCAUUCAUGACUACCAGGCAGCGGCUGCUGCAAAGUCACUUGACCAAAGCGUGAAGGGUCUUCGAGCAGGAACCCCAAAAAUCAAAGCUCCCAAAACGCCUUUCAAAGUACCAUUUUAUGAUGAGAAUGUCAUUCGAAAGGAUGGCAAGUCUGCAUUGAGGACAAAUGGCAGAGGAAACGAGAAUUUACUUUUCACGAGCAAGAAGGGAGGACUGCUUGGGAAAGACGCAUUCGUUACCCCAGCUGGCCCACGUAAUAGAGCUCCCUUGGGUAUGAAAACUACCAAUGCGAAGGCACAGGCAUUCCAGACACCUGCCCCUCUCACCAUCGACCCAAAGGCCACCAACAAGACACAGCAGAAGAGCAAGUCUCAAAGACUCCGCAGAUCCAAAGUCAAGGUUCUACACUCUGAAGAAGAAUCUUUGCUUGUUGGAGAAGACGACGACGACAAUGAUGAUGAUGAUGAUGAUGAGAGUGAAUAUAUGCCCCCCAAAGAGAAACCUCUUCCCGACUUACGCGAGAACUUCUCGCCUGAUCUUAACCUAGACAUGUUGAAGUGCGACUAUCCGACCCGCGGGAUGUAUUCGCAUUACUUCAACGCAGUAGACGAGAAUGGUUACCCGAAGGCGUGGCACGACGGAGAAAUAGAAGCAGCCGAAUAUGCUGGGAAAGCAGGUGAAAUUAUUGCUAGGGGCUGCGAAGACACUUUCGCCGAAGUCGACGAAAUCGUAAACGAACUUCGCCUAGAGAUGGGCAUUCAGCCCGGAUCGUCGACUAUCAAAGGGAACACGUCGACGAAUGCUAAAAAAACUAAGGUUGCACCGAAGAACGAGCAGACACGCGCGUCAACCAAACCACCGUCUGCCACUGCCAUUGCUGCGAGGAUUGCAGCAUCAGCUCUCUCGCAGCAGAAGACUAAGCCCGGCGUGCUCUAUUCCGUCUCGACCACAGCCCGUGAAUCAGCGACAAGGAAGCCUGCUCUCUCGGCCAUCAAGCAAGCGACAAUUCAUAACCUAGCUACGGCUGCGUCUAGAAACACGAUGGGAUAUUCCUCAGGUCGUGCCGUAGCAUCAGAUAUUCGUAUAUCAAGUACCCAAACUCAACUACGGAGCAAAGCUGGAUCAGCCUCCUCAACAAACAAGUUCGCACAUGCUCAUUCCUCAUCGCAGACCACUAUCGCACCCGUUAGACAUCACGGUAGCAACUAUACCAACGAGAAUUCUAACGCCGAACAAAAAGAGCGGUUUAAACCCUUCACAUACGCAGAGGAGACUAAGUGGCUGGAGAAUAUGGACAACAAAGCACUGGGAUGCACAGAGAACGGCGAGGAUCUUGAGGAAUGCAUGCGUGGACAUUUUCCUGACAGCCUACUACUUGGCAAUGAUGAUUUCGAAGAAUUUCACAUCGAAGUCGCCGACUUUUAGCUCCUGUCAAGACCUUGAACGCGCUAGGUUAAGCAUUUCUAGCAUACCUCUCACUGCUGCUCACUACGCCGAAUUACCCUUCGCAUGAUGCUUCAUUAAAUUAUUGGGCGUAGUGUGAUGUACCUAAAGGUGUACACAAGCCAGUCGACUAACAAGUUAGCGGAACUAAUAGUCGUAUGAAAGGAAGUGUCACGAAUGAUUUCUUAAAGACUAUUGUGCUUGUAUGGUAUGGUA
Messenger RNA from Pseudovirgaria hyperparasitica, 1875 nucleotides. RefSeq lists its product as uncharacterized. The transcript has 4 exons. The coding region runs from base 187 to 1641 and encodes 484 amino acids. Lineage: Eukaryota; Fungi; Ascomycota; Dothideomycetes; Acrospermales; Acrospermaceae. The record is from RefSeq and is a predicted model, not a curated record.